AUGCCCAGUACGCUAGUUCCCUGUCGAUCAGCAACAGUUGCUGCUGAUCCGAUGACUCCCGACAGACCUAUAUCUAGAGCCCAAGCUGCCUUUUUUGAUCUCAAGCUCGAAGCUGUCAACAUGUUUGCCAUUAUUGUUUUAUAUCCUGUGGCUGUUAUAGCGGCUCCUUUUCAUUUGUUCUAUCUUCAGAGUGUAGAAUGGAAAGACCGUCGACAGAACAAGAAACUGCUAAGGUCGCUACCCAUCACCGUAUACAACUCACAUCCAGACCCGGUAAAUAACUCAUUAAACCUAUCUUGGGGAUGUUCUGAGAAUUGCAAUAUUUGUUUGGACGACUAUGUCGACGGCAAAUCUAAACUCAUGACCCUGCCAUGUGGCCAUCAAUUCCAUUCCACUUGUGCUGUCAGAUGGAUUGCCCAGCAAAUGAUUGCCGAGAAGAAGAACCCCGCAAUCACCUGUCCCGUCUGCAAAUGCGAUAUCCGAUAG
Molecule: messenger RNA, 486 nt
Organism: Sugiyamaella lignohabitans
Lineage: Eukaryota; Fungi; Ascomycota; Dipodascomycetes; Dipodascales; Trichomonascaceae
Exons: 1
Coding region: 1-486 (161 amino acids)
Source: RefSeq, a predicted model, not a curated record